Messenger RNA from Hemiscyllium ocellatum (epaulette shark), 4406 nucleotides. RefSeq names its product diacylglycerol kinase beta (gene dgkg). The record is from RefSeq and is a predicted model, not a curated record. NCBI's taxonomy places the organism in Eukaryota, Metazoa, Chordata, Chondrichthyes, Orectolobiformes, Hemiscylliidae. The transcript is spliced from 26 exons. Bases 605 to 3058 code for a protein of 817 amino acids. Gene Ontology annotation, molecular function: ATP-dependent diacylglycerol kinase activity; calcium ion binding. Gene Ontology annotation, biological process: lipid phosphorylation; intracellular signal transduction; diacylglycerol metabolic process. Gene Ontology annotation, cellular component: plasma membrane.
GCAAGCGCUGGGGGAAUCUUAGGGCACAUUUUUAAAGAGAACAAAAGUGAGAAGAGGAUUGAGAUUUUCGUUUGCACUGAACCAGUCAACGACCAGACUGUCGGCUCUUCAAACAGAAAAAAACUCACACACAAAGUAAAAUAACUCGCAGUUUAUUGCUGAGGGAAGAGCUGCCACUGGUGCCGGGGGUGGAAGGAGAAGGGGAUUAAGAGGUUUUGAGAUGCUGCCAGACCUGUUGACUUGCUUCAGCACUUUGUCUGUUUAAAGAUUUGAGCAAAACGUGUGAUUCACCCUUCAAAAAUAUGAAUGGAUUUUGUUCAACAGAUCCUGUUAAUGAAAUUAUUAAACAGACAAUCUAAGCACAGUUAAUCAUCAAAUGAGGACUAUUCAUAAACAGGUUUCUUGUGAAGAGAAGUAUCAUUACCCAAUUAACAAUCAAAUGUAAACCAAUCAACAAGAGGAAACUAAACAUCAGAGACAUUUUCUGUCAAUUUUAGAAGAAGAGGUUCUAUCUCCUCGGACCAUAUUUUUCUAGAAGCACUUUUUUGUGAAUUGUUCUACUAUCUUCAUGAAUAACAAUCUGGUCUAAGUGGAUUUGUGGAAAAUGAGUGAUGGGAAAUGGGUUAUCCUAAGCCCAGAAGAGUUUGCCCAGUUGCAGCAGUACACAGAAUAUUCCACAAAGAAACUGAAAGAUGUACUGGAGGAAUUUCAUGGGGAUGGAGUGCUGUCUAAAUAUAACCCUGAGCAGCCAAUAGACUAUGAAGGUUUCAAAUUAUUCAUGAAGACAUAUCUGGAGGUGGAAAUACCAGAGGAGCUCUGUCAGCACUUAUUCAUGUCUUUUAAAAGGAAGACAUGCCAAAAUUCACCAGAAUCCCAGAGGCAUGGCUCAAGCAAUUCACAGUUCAACCUGUUGGAACCAAAAACUAUAGAUGCUGGCAUCUCCUUCCAGACAGAAGUAGCAUGUGCUCCCAUUACAGGUACAAAAUGCUUAGACAAGAAGAUGAGUUUAGCACUUCGGAAGAGUCACAGUCCUCUAAAGACACCAUCUCACAUUCUACAAUCACAGAUGCCACAAGUGGUGUUUCUAAAGGAUAUUGUCUGUUAUCUGUCACUAUUGGAACGGGGACGAGCUGAAGACAAGUUGGAAUUUAUGUUUCGACUCUAUGACACAGAUGGAAAUGGUGUUCUGGACAGCUCAGAAUUAGAUCGUAUCAUUAAUCAAAUGGUCCAUGUGGCGGAAUACUUGGAAUGGGAUGCGACUGAACUCAAGCCAAUACUUAUGGAAAUGAUGGAGGAAAUAGACUACGAUCACGAUGGGACAGUUACACUGGAAGAGUGGAUAAGAGGAGGAAUAACUACUAUUCCAUUACUGGUCCUCCUUGGCAUGGAGACAAAUGUGAAAGAUGAUGGUCAACAUGUUUGGCGAUUAAAACAUUUCAACAAGCCUGCAUACUGCAACUUCUGUCUGAAUAUGCUAUUGGGUGUUAGAAAACAAGGUCUCUGCUGUUCUUUUUGCAAAUACACAGUCCAUGAGAGAUGUGUUUCCAAAGAAAUCGCGUCAUGCAUAAGCACAUACGUAAAGUCCAAAAGGAAUACUAAUGUCAUGCAGCAUGUUUGGGUGGAAGGAAACUCUCCAACCAAAUGUGAUCGAUGCCGCAAGAGCAUUAAAUGUUACCAGGGUCUCACCGGUCUCCACUGUGUUUGGUGCCAAAUAACUCUUCACAACAAAUGUGUCUCACAUAUCAAGCCUGAAUGUGACGGUGGCCAACUAAAAGACCACAUUUUGCUUCCCUCCUACAUAUGCCCUGUAGUUCUGGAUAGACAGCCCAAUCAGAAAAAGGCUGAAAGUGAUUCACCGACAACGACGAGUUCAGAUGAUAACAACCAAGCUUUUAAGCACAAUUCGACAACAGUAGAUGGCCAAGGACUGCAGAUUACAACAGUGCCUGGAACACAUCCGCUUCUUGUGUUUGUGAAUCCGAAAAGUGGUGGAAGACAAGGUGAAAGAGUUCUUAGAAAAUUUCAAUAUCUCCUGAACCCAAGACAAAUUUAUAAUCUUGACAGGGGUGGACCUGUGCCAGGGUUAAACACUUUUCGUGACAUACCAGAUUUCCGAAUCCUGGCCUGUGGAGGAGAUGGAACUGUAGGAUGGAUACUGGAUUGUAUUGAUAAAAUCAAUCUCGCAAAACACCCACCUGUAGCUGUAUUACCAUUGGGUACUGGAAAUGAUCUGGCUAGAUGUCUGAGGUGGGGAGGAGGAUACGAAGGUGGAAACUUAAUGAAAGUUCUGAAAGACAUAGAGAACAGUAUAGAAAUGAUGCUGGACAGAUGGAGUAUAGAGGUGAUACCAAACAACAAAGAUGAGAAAGGGGAUCCAGUGCCAUACAGUAUUGUUAACAACUAUUUCUCUAUAGGUGUGGAUGCAUCAAUUGCUCACAGAUUUCACGUAAUGAGAGAAAAGCAUCCAGAAAAAUUCAACAGCAGAAUGAAGAACAAGCUAUGGUAUUUUGAAUUUGGGACAACAGAAACAUUUUCCGCAACUUGCAAGAAGUUAAAUGAAUUUGUAGAAGUCGAGUGUGAUGGUAUCGUACUUGACCUAAGUAAUACAUCACUGGAAGGAAUUGCAAUCCUCAACAUUCCGAGCAUGCAUGGAGGCUCCAAUCUUUGGGGUGAAACGAAGAAACGAAGGAACUAUAACCGUAUGAGUAAAAAAGUCCCAGAGAAAGUUUUUUCGACAACAGUAACAGAUGUGAAGGAGCUGAAGUUCUGUGUGCAAGAUUUCAGUGAUCAGCUGCUUGAGGUUGUUGGCCUUGAAGGUGCCAUGGAAAUGGGGCAAAUUUACACCGGACUGAAAAGCGCUGGGAAGCGCCUGGCUCAGUGUUCCUGCGUCACUCUCAGAACAACCAAGCUGCUACCUAUGCAGAUUGAUGGGGAACCCUGGAUGCAACCACCUUGUACGAUCAAAAUUACACACAGAAACCAGGUACCCAUGCUUAUGGGCCCUCCUGCAAAGGCAAGUUUACUUUUUUGGAAAAGAAGAAACUGCAGCAGAGAUUAAUCCUGCAACAGUAUGUAACAGCAGACAAUUAUAAUGUUACAAGGAAGUUCUCUGGACAAAUCAGUGCUUUCUUUUUACUUUGGAUUGUUUAUUCUUACUCUACCUUUGUAGCACAAAGUCCUUGGACUCAAGUAAUGUACAAGAGCAACUGUGAUUUGGACUUGAAUGAUGAUAACUUCGUACCAUCUAUUUUAAGUGAACCUAUGAAGUGAAGUUGUAAGCUGUCUGAGAAUGACUAGAAAAUCUGGAAACAAUUGGAUGUCAGACCACGAAGUUUCCAUUUCCAAAGCUUUGCUCUUGUGUCUUCUUAGGAACAAUGCAACAGAAUCCUCACAAAGUGGUGCAGUGCUUCAUGAUGUGAUCCACAUUCACCAGUGCUACAAUAAUAAAAUGAUCCACUUCAGCUAUCUCCUGCAGACAGACCAUGCAUAUUGCUGACCAUUUAACAAUAUAACCAGCUCAGAACUGCAGGCAGUUCUGGGACAGCAAGAAGAAAUUCACAUUUUGGAAUUGUGAAUAGCACUAAUGUUCUGGAACUGUGAGCCCCCUAGCUUGCACCCAGAUUAAAUACCCAUGCUAUUUAAUCAUGCCAAAAAAAUGACAAUAACCAAUGGUGAAUCAUUUCAUCUGCUGUGAUUUAAUUUGCAUUUCUAUAAAAAAAAACAUUUUCAUGGCUAUAUACCAAUAUUCCUCCCAUUGGCAAGGACUGAGAAAUCUAUUAAGUAACAUAGUUGUACUGACAUUCAGAGAAAGCUGUGCUUAGAGGCCAGACCUGUGUGUGCGCACGUGAAUCAUAUAUAUGGUUGCCGAACAUUGAUAUUCAAGUUAAACCUAUGCAUCAGCACUGGUUGUGUUUACCUGUAGACUAUCAUUUUUGGUGUAGUAUAUUGGUGGCAAAGAUAGGCUUGUGUGUUCUGUGUGUCAGUUUACAAUCAUCAGCCUUAACUAUGUGUCUGGACAUAAAAGGUGCAAUAAUUAUUAAAAAAAAGUCUUAAAUGGUUUAAAAAAGCCAAAUACCUGUUUUUAUAUUCAUGUUUGCUACAUGUCAAAAGACCCAUGACUAGAAAUGCCACUAAACACACUACUAGUAUGGUGAGAAGGUCCAUAUCUAUUUUGAAUGUACUGUAUAGUGUUAGAGGAUAUUUACUUUUAGCUGUUUGAAUAAUUUAGAAUUUUGUUACCUGUACAUUGUUAAAAGUUUGAAAGUUAUGUAAAAUAAAAAGUUUGCCUAUGUAAUGUUCUCCUUAGUCAAUUGAAUUGCUUUAGGCUUGCAGGUAUUGUGUAGAUCUGUUGUCUGCCAUGUUUAUAUGUAACCUAAAAUGGAUAUUGUUUUAAAAACAAAUAAAUA